This is a messenger RNA of Oikopleura dioica, 1122 nucleotides long. NCBI's taxonomy places the organism in Eukaryota, Metazoa, Chordata, Appendicularia, Copelata, Oikopleuridae. The record is from the annotation of a GenBank genome assembly.
AUGCCGCCUCAAGAGAGAACCGAUUUUGAAGUUUUCGAAAGCAGAAAAACAGAUCCUUCUUCAUCAAAAAUCCGAGUUGGUCUGAAUGGAUUUGGCAGAAUUGGCCGGUGCGUCACUAGAAUCCUAGCAGAGCGGGAAAAUAUCGAAAUCGUCGCCAUCAAUCACUGCGGGCCGAUUGAUUACAUGUGCUACAAGCUAAAGUACGAUUCGACUCAUGGAACCUUCAAUGGAUCGGUCGAGCCGACACAGGAUGGCGAUUUGAUGCUGAAUGGAAAAAGGGUUCAUGUUUUUUCAACAAGAGACAUCAACGAGCUGAACUGGGCGUCAGUCGGAGCGGAUUACGUCAUCGAGUCAACAGGCGUCUUCAACAGUCUGGAGAAAUGUCAAGCUCAUCUCGACAACGGCGCCCGAAAAGUGAUCAUCACCGCGCCGAGUCCAGAUGCGCCCAUGUUCGUCUUUGGCGUUAAUCAUCAGCUUUAUUCUCCAGAAAUGCGGGUGAUUUCGAAUGCGUCCUGUACUACGAAUUGUCUUGCGCCAGUGGUGAAGAUUAUAAACGACAAUUUUGGCGUCAAAGAAGCGCUAAUGACGACUAUUCACUCAUACACCGCUUCACAGACACUUGUUGAUGGUUCUGCGAAAGGCAAAAAGAGCUGGCGAGAUGCUAGAGGCGGCGCAGUAAACAUCAUUCCUGCCACGACUGGCGCCGCAAAAGCUUGCACAAAAGUGAUUCCCGAACUUGCUGGAAAAAUAACUGGCAUGGCGUUUCGAGUUCCUACCCCGAAUGUGUCCGUUGUCGAUCUGACCGUCAAGUUGGAAAAAGAAACGAGCUACGAGGUGAUUAUGAAUACGAUCAAAGAUUCGGCGGUUGGAGACUUGAAAAACGUCGUUCAGGUCACUGAUGUUCCGCUUGUAAGUUCUGACUACAAUACGACGCCAUUCAGCUCGAGUGUUGAUGCAGCGGCUGGAAUGGAAUUGAACUCGACUUUUUACAAAAUCAUCAUCUGGUACGACAACGAAUGGGGAUACUCGCAGCGAGUUGUUGAUCUUCUUCAAUAUGCUGCAUCGAGGGAAAAAACGAAGAUCAAAUCAACCAUCAAAGAAAUUCUAGAAGACACUGCCUGA